GGUUUAAUUUUUUCAAAUAAAAGGGAAAAGAAAAACAUGUUUUCUGUAAAAACGAAAAGAAAGCAUUGACCAGAUAGACAGUCAAAGAAGUAAAAUAGUAUUCAAUGAACAUCAAGUUUCCUUUAAUCGGCUGCUAGCUUACAUUAGCUUAGUUAACAAUGCCAGGACCAGGAGCUCACCUGAUGUACGCGAUGGGCUCAGGUGUGGCUCUCACCACUAUGACCAAAGGCAGGUUCAGCCCUCACCACACCCUCACCUACACAAUCAACGCAUUUUUCGGACCAGAUAUUGGUUCAUUCUCCGAGUGGCUUGGGUCAAAUCUUGGAUCCUCAGCUCAGCAACUGGGAUCUGCUCUAGCUGAAUAUAUUCACGAUCCUUUCUUCUAUGUCUUGAUUCUGGGUUUUCCUUUAUCUGUUUUUUAUUCUUGGGUUUCUAAAGUUUUGCUUCAAAGAAAGUUUCUUGAUUCAGUUUCUGGGGUGCCCCUUUCAAGGAGGCAGUGCUUCUUAUUGGUGUCUGCUGGGUGUUUAUCACACUUUUUCCUAGAUCACCUGUUUGAGGAAAAUGGACAUUCAACGAUGUAUACCUGGAUAUUGAGCACAGGUUGGUGGAAGAAUCGGGCCGCUGUCAAUCCAGAUGCUGUUAUAGUAGUCGGCUUCUUAUGCACUUGCUUAAUUGGUGGUUUUAUAUACAUUAACAGAGUGAAAUCUUUGAAGUCCACCAGAAAACAAUCAUAUCAAUCAUUAAAAUUUAUUCUGGUCAUUGCGAGCCUCUACUGUUUGUGGUGUGCAAGCCAGAUGUACGGAGUAAAUCCUCCUAGGCCAGCAGUUGGUGAAGAGGCUGAUCUCGGAGUACUUGUAUUUUUAGCAACUUACUUCUUUCUCCCUCAUUCUUUGUGUAUAAUGUCCAUGAACACAAAAGACCACGAAGCAGAGCAACUUCCAAUUUAAAGAAUCACAUUGGUAAGAUGGGGAAUUCCGCCUGGUUCUGCAAUUCGUAAUCAGUUUCCACAAUCCUGCAGGCAUACUUUUUCAGUCAUUCUCGUCUCCUGGAACUGGCCUAUCUUGACUAGUUAUUUUUUUUAUUUUUAAUAUUCCACUUGUAUUGCAUGCUAGAUAUUCUGUAUAUAGAAAGAGUUUAUGACUUCUGUAUACGUCAACUUUUGGUAGUGCAAAUGCCAAAACACAUUAUUUGAAUAAAAAGAAUAUAAGGCUCCAAAUUCAAUGGUA
Molecule: messenger RNA, 1226 nt
Organism: Ricinus communis (castor bean)
Lineage: Eukaryota; Viridiplantae; Streptophyta; Magnoliopsida; Malpighiales; Euphorbiaceae
Exons: 4
Coding region: 159-947 (262 amino acids)
Source: RefSeq, a predicted model, not a curated record